Molecule: messenger RNA, 831 nt
Organism: Thermochaetoides thermophila DSM 1495
Lineage: Eukaryota; Fungi; Ascomycota; Sordariomycetes; Sordariales; Chaetomiaceae
Exons: 3
Coding region: 1-831 (276 amino acids)
Source: RefSeq, a predicted model, not a curated record
AUGCUUUACAAACAAGAUGGAAGUUUUCCUAUGCAUGAUGAUACCGUCAACAGAAAGAUCACUGUUCAAAACCAGCACGGCGAGGAGGAGUAUUAUUUUGUCAAAAUUGCUUUCCGGGACAUUGGACGAAAGAUGCUCCAGGGAGAGAUCGAAUCUUCCAAAUUAAUAUAUGAGACAACGCCUACGUUCAUUACAAAACCAUAUGGGUUUGGCGAGUUCCCAGACUCCGGACUGACAGCUUAUUUCUAUCUGUCCCAAUUUGUGGAACUCGACAUUGAGAUCCCUCCUGACCCGGAUGAGUUCACUCAACGUCUUGCCUACCUGCACAAGAUGAGCAGGUCACCCACAGGAAAGUUUGGCUUUCCUGUGCCAACACGUGAUGGCGAUCGCCCCCAUAUUGUCGACUGGCAGGACAGCUGGGCGGUUUUUUUCCGAUAUUUGUUCUUGGGUGUAUGCAGGUUCGACAUUGCUCGAAACGGGCAGUGGCCUGAAUACGAACGGGCCAUCCAGCAGAUUGCAGACAAAGUUAUUCCCAUCCUGCUAGAGCCACUUCAGGCCAAUGGGCGGAAACUCAAACCAUGUCUGAUUCAUGGAGACCUUUGGGAAGGCAACAUGGGGAUCAACUUGGAAACUGGUGACAGCAUGAUUUUUGAUGCUGCGUCUUAUUUUUCCCAUAAUGAAAUGGAGUUUGGUCAUUGGGCUUACAACAACAUGUGUUAUCUCAACGAAAAGUAUGCACCUAUUGAGUACAUGGACAAGUAUGACCCGGCCCUUGAUCCAAACAUCACCGGUCUUUCUAUCAUACCUCACUUGGCGGAGGGGCUUAUUUGA